CUGUGCAAUUGUAAAGCUGUAUAUAAUAUAGUAUAAUUCAAAAUUCGGCGAUAGACAUUGGAACUCCCACUGUGUGCGUGCUGUUUACAGCUGUCAAGGCAACUGUUAGCCCCGCUAGCUGCUGGGAGUGGGAGCCAACACAAGCCCAAACAAUUUGUAUUUCUUUUUUUAACUACCUACAACAACAUUAAUUUCCUGCGUGAUUAAAUGUUAGUGUACAGUUAACUCGGUUAGUUAUCCCAACUAGGCAUGCAUAGCGUUAUAUGGUACGUGUACAGUGAGUGUUGUAUAGUUUCGUUGUAAAGCAGUAAAGUUAAAGUGUAUAAAAUAAAGCAUGUCGAAAAGUGCGCCCAACCGUAGCUUCCGUGUACCGGCCGGUCCACCGGUGAAGGCACGGAAUGGUUUGCAACCGCUGGACCUACGAUGCGGUCCUGCAAUAAAGACGUCACCCAAUGUUCGGCCACCUGUUGCCGUUCGGACGGCGAAACGAAAGAAUGAAACGCCGAAUGUUCAGCUGGAGAUGGAUAACACGUUUCUAAACGCGAUCGAUUUAGAUAGUAUCGAGCAGCAGAUCAAACCUCCAGCACCGAGAGCAAGAUCACCGUCGAUCCUUCCGUCCCGUGCUGCUCUAAGCCAAAAGAAAGUGACGAACCAAGUGAAACGUUCACAUUCGUUGGAAGGCACCGUUAAGGGCAAAGUGGCGGCAAGUACACCAAAGCGCCGUAAAUCGACUGCAGGAGGUCGACCCAUCUUAGUGCUACACAUGAGCAUGGAGGGAGAGGAACUGGAACCGGAUGAAAACGUUACUAGCAGCCGUUCCACCACGAAGGACAGUGGUUGCUCGGAACGUAAAACCAGCACCGGGUUUGAAGAUGAAGAAGACGAAGAUUACCUGCUGAAUGUGAUGAUUCCGUGCGGGCAGGAGCAAACAACGACCGAUCACUUCAUUCGGGACAAAUUACGACGCCUAAGCGACGUGCAAAUCGGUUCACAGUUUUGUGCAGAAGAUAACGCAUUCGAGGUGUUCACAAACCGUGCGAUCUUUUCGCAGUACAUGCGGCUCGACCAGUCCGUGCUGGAUGAGGGUCUGGAACAGAUUGAUCCAAUAUUUGGCUCCCAGCAUUUGCGUGUUCCGGCUAGCCACACGUCACCGCUGAGUUCGUCUUUACGUAUCGGAGACGACACGCAGUCGCACCGAUUGCAGGUGAGCGAGGUGCAGCGUAUUUUUGCAAACUGCGAACGAACUCUGCUAGAUCUGACGAAUAUCGCACCGGAUGGUGGCUCUCAGGCGAAGUGCUCUUCGAGCCUGGCAGCGAUUAACUGGGAUGAGGAGAUCGACCAUGCGGGCGGACCAUGCGCCGUAGCAGCACCUGCAGCAGCAGCAGCUGGUCCACCACGGGUUUCCUCACUCUUCCUGGAGAAGGGUCCAUUUUUUGGGUUGCCUAACGCGGUGAGGCGUAUAUUGCAUGACUUCCGCGGGAUAGAUGAUCUUUACGAUUGGCAGCGCGAAUGUCUUGCGCUGCCUGCCAUACACGAGAGGCGCAAUCUGAUCUACGCCCUACCUACCAGUGGUGGUAAAACGUUGGUGGCAGAAAUUCUGAUGCUCCGCGAGAUCAUCUGUCGGUUGCGCAAUGUGCUAUUCAUCGUACCGUACGUAUCGCUCGCACAGGAGAAAAUGAUCGCACUCAGUCCGUUUGCGCUCGAGCUACAGUUUCUGCUGGAGGAGUACAGUGGUGGUAAAGGGCAGUGUCCACCCCGCAAGCGACGCAAGAAAAACACCAUCUUCGUGUGCACGAUCGAGAAAAGCCUAAUGCUGAUGGAUUCACUGGUGGAAGCUGGCCGGGCGAAUGAAAUCGGUUUGAUCGUGAUCGAUGAGCUGCACAUGAUCGGUGAAGAGCGCCGUGGCGCUUGUCUGGAGAUGCUUAUCACCAAGGUGCAGGUGCUGAGAGCGGGCAUACAGAUAGUGGGGAUGAGUGCGACGAUCGGCAACCUAACCGAGGUGGCUCGGUUUAUGCUGGCGGACGUUUACUGUCGCGAUUUCCGCCCGGUGGAGCUGAAGGAGUACGUCAAGUGCGGUGAAGAUCUUUACGAGGUGCGAAGUCAGGGACAGGCCGGCCGUACGGAGGACGUUUUUGGUGCGAAGCGUGCGCUUGAGUUUGCCUCGGACUGUUCGGAGGAAUUACGGCGACUCGAUACGGACCAUGUGGUACGCUUAAUACUGGAGGUAAUCCCCGAAAGCUCCUGCUUGGUGUUCUGUCCAACGAAAAGCAAGUGUGAGAGCUUGUGUGCGUUGUUAGCGGCCCAUCUGCCACCACGGUUAGCGGAGCAUAGGGCGGACGAGAAGGAACAGAUCAUACGAGCGCUCAAGGAAGAUGGUUCGGUGGCGCCGGUUUUACCGCAAGCGUUUCGCGUUGGUGUCGCGUAUCAUCAUGCCGGCUUAACGCAGGACGAACGUCGCACGAUUGAGGAUGCAUAUCGGGCCGGCAUUUUGUCGCUGAUCGUGUGUACCUCUACGCUAGCGGCGGGUGUAAAUCUACCGGCGCGACGUGUCAUCAUACGCUCGCCGUACAUCGGCAACUGCUUCCUCACGCUUAGCCGCUACAAGCAGAUGGUGGGACGUGCGGGUCGGGCCGGUUUCGGCGAAACUGGAGACGCGAUACUGAUCUGUGCCCAGCGCGAUAUACCGCAGGUAUGCGAGAUGCUAUGCGCACCCAUGGACGUUGCCGAAUCGGCACUGAUCGCGGAAGAUCGCGCCCAGUUUAAGUCCCUUAUACUGAGUGCGAUCGGAUUGGAUCUGUGCGAGACACGGGAAGCACUGCAGGCGCUCGUACGCUGUACACUGCUAGCCCAGCAGGCCACACGUCGAGCGAUCGAUCUGGAAGCAAUCACCGACGAAACGAUCGUGCAGCUUUACCAAGGCAAUGCGAUCAAGGCGCGGCACGAUAGUUGCUUGCGCAAUCCGCCCAAUAUGCUGGUGGAAAUAGGCACGGGCGCAGUGGAAUCCGAACGGAGCCAAUCAAAGACGGCAAGUUGUGUGCAGUACGAUAGUACGGCUGGGCCGACAUUUGUCCGGGUGCACAAGGCAGCCGCACAUCCGGGCAAAGUGAUCAAGACGAUCGAAAGGACGAGCCCGCUGGAGGUAAAUCGGCUCGGCAAGGCGGCCAUUCGUGCCGGGUUCAAUAUGGAGCGUGCGGUUCGGUUUUACGACGAAAUGAAAUCGCUUGGAGAGAAAUUGUGUGUGCUGGAUGAAUACGAUCUUUUACAUUUGAUUCUGCUUGAGGAAGGUCGUGAGGUGCAGUUUAAAAUGGAUGAUUUUAUCGUACUGGUAAACCAAUUGACGAACGAGCAAUUGAAAAUCGCUGAACGGUACGGCAUUAAUAAUGGGCUCAUUGCGAAGAUUCUCACACGCCGGUCGAUGUCGGGUGACACACAAUCCAAAAUGAUGCGCUUCAUCCGUUUGCUGAUUGUGUACGAUCUGUGGAAACAAACCGCGCUGCAGGAAGUGGCCCAACGGUAUCACAUAAAUGCUGGCUCGCUUCAAACACUCAUGAGCAGUACGGCCGGUACCGCUUACAGUUUGUUGCGCAUGUGUGAAGAGAUCCCGGAGCUAUGGGCGUUCAAGCAUCUGCUGACGGGUAUGACGGAGCGACUGACACACUACUGCAAGCUCGAGUUGCUCCCGUUGCUAGAAUUACCCUCGGUGAAGCUGGGCCGCGCUAGGCAACUGUUCCGGGCAGGAUACACCACGCUGGCAUCAAUUGCACGUGCCAAAUCGAAGGAAUUAGUCGAAACGAUCGAACACCUUAACUAUCGUACCGCAAACCAAUUGAUACUAAGCGCGAAGGCCAAAUUAAUGGAAGAGGUAGACGCACUACGGGAACAGGCAGAGGAGUAUCUUUCGCAGUUGAACCGUUAAGGAUGACUCUCAACUCAAAGUGUUCUUCCGUUCCAAUUUUGCUUCAGUUUUUGUUAUUUUGUACAGUGAAAUAUUGUUGGUUUUUUUGUUAAGACAGUAUCUGUUCGAAUGGAUGAACUUCAGGUUGAACUGGAUCGAACUUAGGUAACCAAAUAGGCAAACUAGACGAAUUAUUGGGCAUGUGUGCUUCAAAAGCCGAAUCCAUCCUUCAGUAGUAAUGGACACCCGCCAAGCGUUUAGUGAUCUGAUGUUGAAAGAUGAAUUUCUUUUCUUGUUAGGUAGAACUACUUGUUCCAGUGAAUUGAACGGAUUGCAAUCGACACCGGUAUUAUGCUCAAAUAAAAACGUGGACAUAA
Anopheles funestus (African malaria mosquito) is the source of this 4272-nucleotide messenger RNA. It is a transcript of the gene mus301, whose product is annotated as helicase POLQ-like. Lineage: Eukaryota; Metazoa; Arthropoda; Insecta; Diptera; Culicidae. The coding region runs from base 335 to 3916 and encodes 1193 amino acids. The record is from RefSeq and is a predicted model, not a curated record. Gene Ontology annotation, molecular function: nucleic acid binding; ATP binding. The transcript is spliced from 4 exons.